Messenger RNA from Melampsora larici-populina 98AG31, 1053 nucleotides. RefSeq lists its product as uncharacterized. NCBI's taxonomy places the organism in Eukaryota, Fungi, Basidiomycota, Pucciniomycetes, Pucciniales, Melampsoraceae. The record is from RefSeq and is a predicted model, not a curated record. The transcript is spliced from 7 exons. Bases 1 to 1053 code for a protein of 350 amino acids.
AUGUCCAACCUCGUGCCAGACUUGCAAACACCAAGUAUUGCAACACCGGAGGCUCUUUUGGAGUCAAGCUUGUCCUCGAAUGCCCUGGUGGAGCAAGGUGCUAUUUGUAUGAAUGACUUGUUUGAGGAUCCUACCCAUCACCUCGAUGGCGAUGAGUCCCCAGCCAAACCGCCCAACCUCUCUCCUUUGCACCGAAAAGGCACCAACGCUCGCAAAAUCUUCGAGGCUAAGCAUGAGGUGGUAAUCGAAGUAAACUUCAAGAUUCAUGUCGAUCAAGAAGUUACGGUUGUGAUCGAAUCAUCUAACACCUCCAGUUGCAAACGCAAGGCUGCAACGGUGAAUGUCAUUGAUUCCAAGGUUUUCAACGCGUCCGGUGUCCGUCGUUUAAAACAAUGUCUUUAUGGGAUGUCCUUCAAGGAAUUCCGCGAAAUUUGUGCUGGCAUUUGUGAAGAGUACUCUACGGGAAUGAAGCAGAUUGUGUUAUCUUCUGAAGUAGCUCCAAAUUUGAUUUGGAAGGCCUCUGUUGGAGGCAGUAAGUUUGAGCUGCACAACUACACUCACUGGUUUGAAUUUGUCAAUUUCAUUUCACAACCUAAGAAGUGCAAAGGCAGUCUCACCAUCAUCACCCGGUCUGCCAAGGCGGCGGCGGCGCAGGAGGCCCAAGUAAGCACAGUGAGAGAACUCAUUGCUAAUACUAACGGUUCAAUGGCAAAGGAUAUUGAGAUGGAGGCAAUGUCCAAGGAACUGCAAUUCUCAUGCGGUCAAGAAAGAAGCAGCCAUCCUGCACUAUUAGGCCACCCAAGCCCCAGCGGUUCUAACGAUGCUCCCAGCUUGGUCAAUGAUUAUGAAAACAAUGCGGGCACCCCUCAAUCAGACGACAUUGAAAUAGAAUCUCAUUAUAAACGAAGUUACAUUGAAUGUCCAAUAUCAGGCUUGUUAAAGAUUUACACCCACGAAUGUGAUCCCAAAUUGUGCGCGCAAUUACCUUGUAAGACUUAUGUCGAUUUCUGGUUCGAUAUACAUGCCCAUCAUAUGAAACAUAAGAUGAAAUGA